Messenger RNA from Saxophila tyrrhenica, 1467 nucleotides. RefSeq names its product Complex III assembly protein translocase and chaperone (gene BCS1). Bases 1 to 1467 code for a protein of 488 amino acids. Gene Ontology annotation, molecular function: ATP hydrolysis activity; ATP binding. Lineage: Eukaryota; Fungi; Ascomycota; Dothideomycetes; Mycosphaerellales; Extremaceae. The record is from RefSeq and is a predicted model, not a curated record. Gene Ontology annotation, biological process: protein insertion into mitochondrial inner membrane from matrix; mitochondrial respiratory chain complex III assembly. The transcript has a single exon. Gene Ontology annotation, cellular component: mitochondrial inner membrane.
AUGGACCAGCAUGACUCCAAGACCACGGCGCUCAAGACGAUAGCAGAAGGACAAUCAGGAAAGCAAGAUGUGAUCAAACAGCUCGCCGACCGAAGCAGUAGCGACGGCGGCACCUUUGGACAACUCCUCAACAACCCAUUCUUCACAGCGGGUUUCGGCCUUGCAGCAUUGGGAGCAGCGGCGCGGUAUGGCACACUCGGGCUGAGAAGAGGCGGGGAGCUGCUACGGCGGCGGAUGCUCGUCGACUUGGAAAUUACGAGACACGAUGAAUCGUACAGCUGGGUCUUGAACUGGAUGACGGCGCAUUAUCAACAGCAACUGGCGCCUGUGCCUGGUCGAAAAGAUGUUGGGAUGAUCGAGUAUAUGGUCCGCAAGCUCACGCCGGGUCUACAUCACCUGCAGAUGAAGACUGCAGUGUCGAAGACGGCUAGUGGGUCCGAGCAGACGGCGUUCUCACUUGUGCCUGGGCAUGGGAAGCAUGUAUUGAGGUAUAGGAAUGCCUUCAUCCUGGUCAAUCGGGAACGAGUGGGCAAGAGUUUCGAUGUCAAUGGGCAACCGUUCGAGACGAUAUCGUUGACGACGUUGUACUCGUUCCGUAACAUUUUCGAGGACAUCUUCCGCGAGGCACAUGAGAUGGCAUUGCAGAGUACGGAAGGUAAAACCGUCAUCUACACAAGCCGCAACAUGUCGUGGGAGCAGUCUGGUCAGCCGAAGCGGAGGAGGCCUUUCGAUUCGGUGGUUCUGGAAGAAGGGCUGUCGGACAAAAUACUGGGUGAUGUACGAGAGUUCUUGGACGCCAGGACAUGGUAUCUUGAUCGAGGCAUACCGUAUCGGAGAGGUUACUUGUUGCAUGGUCCACCAGGAACAGGCAAGACAUCGUUCGUGCAAGCUUUGGCAGGACGACUGGACUUCAACAUUGCCAUGCUCAGCCUCAGCCAGCGAGGCUUGACGGACGAUUUGCUCAAUCACUUACUACUAAACAUCCCACCUCGGACCAUUGUUCUGCUUGAAGACGCCGACGCCGCCUUCAGCAAUCGUAAGCAGCGAGACGCAGACGGUUACAGCGGCGCCAACGUUACUUACUCCGGUCUGCUCAAUGCGCUAGACGGCGUAGCAAGCGCGGAAGAGCGCAUCAUCUUCAUGACCACGAACCACAUAGACCGACUAGACGACGCUCUGAUCCGGCCGGGAAGGGUCGACAUGACGGUUCACCUGGGCAACGCUACAGAGUGGCAGAUGGAGCAGCUGUGGGAUCGCUUCUAUGCCCAGCAGGAUCAGGAUGGCGAUGGGAAGCGGAGGUUCAUGGAGAAGGCAAGGGGGUUUGGACUGGUCGACAACGUCAGUACUGCGGCACUGCAAGGACUGUUUCUAUACUCGAAGGAAGAACCAGAGGGUGCGAUCGCGAUGGUAGACCAGUUGGCGGCGAGUAUGCAGGCUCAGAGGCCGGCGAGCUCUGUCUCGCAAUGA